AUGUCGGCGCCGUGCCUGCGCCUGCCCGCCGCCGGGUCAGCACCGGCGGAGGCGGACAGCGCCGGCGGCAUGGAGCCGCCCGGGGCCGCCGCCCUGGAGCUGGCCCUGGAGGAGGAGCUGGCACUGCUGGCCGCCGCCGGGGAGCCGCCGGAGCCGCCGCCCGCCGCCGCCGCCCGCGACCCCGAGCUGCUCUCGCUGAUCCGGCAGAAAGAGAAGGACCUGGUGCUGGCGGCGCGGCUGGGCAAGGCGCUGCUGGAGCGCAACCAGGACAUGAGCCGGCAGUACGAGAGGAUGCACAAGGAGCUCACCGACAAGCUGGAGCACCUGGAACAAGAGAAGCACGAACUGCGGCGGCGAUUUGAGAACAAGGAGGGCGAGUGGGAAGGAAGGGUGUCUGAGCUGGAGAGCGACGUGAAGCAGCUGCAGGACGAGCUGGAGAAGCAGCAGGUGCACCUGCGCGAAGCCGACCGCGAGAAGACGCGCGCUGUCCAGGAACUCUCCGAGCAGAACCAAAGACUCCUGGACCAGCUCAGCAGGGCGUCCGAGGUGGAGCGGCAGCUCUCCCUGCAGGUCCACACCCUCCGGGAGGACUUUCGGGAGAAGAAUUCCUCCAGCAGCCAACACAUCGUGCGGCUGGAGAGCCUCCAGGCCGAGCAGGUCCUUGAAAUCAAAAUGCUGACAGACAGGAAGCGGGAGCUGGAGCAUCGCCUCAGUGCCAUGAUGGAGGAGAACGACCUCCUCCAGGGAACUGUGGAGGAGCUGCAGGAUCGAGUCCUCAUCCUGGAGAGACAAAGCCAUGACAAAGACCUGCAGCUGCACCAAAGCCAGCUGGAGCUCCAGGAGGUGAGGCUGUCCUACCGGCAGCUGCAGGGCAAGGUGGAGGAGCUCAGCGAGGAGAAAAGUCUCCAAAACCUCAACACAACCAGCACAUCCCUGCUCUCUGAGAUAGAGCAAAGCAUGGAGGCAGAGGAGCUGGAGCAAGAACGAGAACAGCUGAGGCUGCAGCUCUGGGAGGCGUACUGCCAGGUCCGCUACCUGUGCUCCCACCUGCGGGGCAACGACAGCGCCGACUCGGCCGUGUCCACCGACUCCUCCAUGGACGAGUCCUCAGAAACCUCAUCAGCCAAAGACGUCCCCGCCGGGAGCCUGCGCGCUGCGCUCAGCGAGCUCAAGAGACUGAUACAGAACGUGCUGGAUGGGGCAGACUCCACGAGCUCUCGGCGAAGCGACGACGACACCUUAGAGGAGCAGAUCAGGAGAACAAGUGAGGAUUCGCGAGCCCUGAGGGAGUUAAUGGAGGGAGAACGGGGGAAACUGAGGCAGAGUUUGGAGGAGCUGCAGCGACUGCACAGCCAGGUGACGCUGCUGAGUGUGGAGAUGACGACGCUGAAGGAGGAGCGGGACCGGCUGCGCGGCGCUGCCGAGGACAAGGAGGCGAGCGAACGGCUCCUGCAGGCCAUCAGGGACCGCGACGAGGCCAUCGCCAAGAAGAACGCGGUGGAGGUGGAGCUGACCAAGUGCAAGAUUGACAUGAUGUCCCUCAACAGCCAACUCCUGGAUGCCAUCCAGCAGAAGGUGAACCUCUCACAGCAGCUGGAGGCCUGGCAGGAUGACAUGCACAGGGUCAUUGACCAGCAGCUGAUGGACAAACACCCGAAGGAAUGGAGCCAGCUUGCUUAUUCCUUCUCCAGUGGCUCCGGCGCCAAGCGGAGUGCCAGGCCCUCCCCUGCCUUCAGGCCGGAGCAGCAGGGGGACGAGCCCGUCGGGGCCGAAGGGAACCGUCUCUUCUCCUUCUUCAAGAAAAAUUAACUUGGAAAAGAGAAAACUCUCCAGCAAUUCCUGCUUCAAGAUGGGGAGUGGGGCAGCUGCCCAGCUUGCUGAUGGACCCAAGUCUGAUCCACUGAGUAAAAAAGAAGGGGGCAAAGGAGUUAACCCUUGAGACUCUGCACUAUUUACACCGCACCUGGUCUGAACCAAAUGUUUACAUGAAUUGGAGAUUUGCAAAUUGACAAUGUGAUUCUAGUAGAAAGAAACUUUUCUUAUUCUAUAAGUGAAGUGAUAAACUUCAGGGUAUAUUUUAGGCGCUUUGACACAGUCCAGUUUCUGCUGUGAAGAAUACUCUGAUUGUCUUAAAAGCAUUCUUAUGCUGGAGAAGGAAAUAAGCAGCCCCAAGACAGAGUGGUGCAGGGGACUGAGAACUGCUGUCACAGCGAGCCCAGGGGGAAGAAGAGGGCUGAAUGCAAGAGGACAGAGGGGAGCCAUUUGUACCACCCUGGCAGCUGUGACAUCCUUCAUCCAUCCCACUGAGACUGGAGUCACUCUGGCCCCAGCAUUCCCGUGUUUUGACAAAUGUAGCUUUCUCCAUGCUGGAAGUUGAGCCCUCACUGCAGAUCCUGCCUGGCACCAUCUCCCCUGGAGCUCUGUGUGGCUGUUCACCCUCGCUGGGAUCCAGGCUCCUGGCAGCUCAGGACAGGGCACACAUAGGUGGUGUCACUGUCCUCUCCUGCUCUCUCCUGUUACAGAGGUAAGAGUUGCAGGCUGUAGCUACACAGAUUUCUCCCCAGGAGACUGACCAUCUACAACAGAUUACAGACUGGAUAAAAGUUGUGCAUGUUCAGUCCUGGGGCACCUGCUGUUACUCCAAUGGCCAAAAGUAGUUUGGGAGCUUCAGCAAGUCACAUACCUCUCCCCAAAGCCAUACACAUCUCCCAAACAGAGUAAAAAAACUGUCAUUUUAACUGGAUAGGCCCCCAAAAGCCUAACUAAUAAUUCACUGAGAGCCUACUCCCAACGAUGUCAGUCAGUCUUUGACACUGGGUUGGCAGACUGGAUCCUCAGAAAGCACACUGGCAUCUGCCUUCACUGAAGCCAAAGGCCAUCAGGGUGUCUACAAAGCUCUGGAAAGCCUGCAGGUUACUCUGCCCUAUGCAGUAACAUUGGCUAUGGCCUGACAGAAAGGAGUAUUUGUCCCUGCCUGUGGGUCAUUUGCUACUCAGCCCUUUGGUGAGCAGGUAGCCAAAGGUCCCUUUGAUCAAAGAUGACCAGAGUCUGCUUUGCCUGACUUGAUCAAGAAGAAGGAACGUGGCUCUUUUGGUGUAUGCACACAGCAGUGCUGGAAAUCCUGCAAUACUCAAGUAGGGACCUUCCCUCUGCACUGCAUGGGCACUUUACAGCUCUUCUGUUCUGUCAGUCUGCCAUCAUGAGCCAGUGAGGAGCACCAGGCUCAGCUCAGAGAUGUCCUGCUGCUGUCAUGCAAUUUUCACACAUUGUCUCAGCUCAUUAUACCCACGGGCCCCAGUUUGUUUCCUGCUGCUUUAAAGAGGCCACCACCUACACUGUCCCACAGCAGAGCUGGGUGAACCUUCAGCUCUGCCCUGCUCUGCAACUUCGGUGCUAACACACCAUCCCACAGGGAGCUGCUGUCUCUGCUCGCUAACAGGAACAAGCUUUCUGUUAGAGGAGGUGCCAAACACCUUCUAAGCAGCAGGUAAGAGGCUGGUGGCUUGGGUUUUAGUAUGAUUCAGCUUACACCUGUGGGAUAGAACAUCCAUAAUACCUCAGUGCAAAUAUCCUUUCUGCCUGUGAAGAUUUGAGCACUCCCAUAUUUCCUUGUUAGCAUGAAACCACCACACUGGUAUGAAACCAUCUUGCACUAAGGCAGCCCUGGGUUGCAAGGAGCAGAGUGCUCUGACAUUGGCAAUGAUAGUAAAGAGCUGAGUGGUAAAACCCAUCUACAGGAAAGCAAUGAACUCUGGAUUGCAGAGCCUGCUUCAGGAAAUACUUGGGAAAAGCCGCACCAAUAGAGCUCGAUGCUUAUGGGCAAUCAGGAGCCUCACAGGCAGGGAAGGAAAGUGAACCUUGGCCUCUCCUUUCUAGGCAAUGCUCAGCUGUUGAGAUUCUGCUUGUAGCCACUUGUGCAAGCCAGGGAAGGGCUGCAGUGCAGUGCCACAUGUUCUCUGUCCUCAUCCUCCCAUCCUGCCUGUACUGUGACGCUGGAUAGGGCAGGGACACGAGGCACAAGCUCAGCAUCUCCUGCUGCCAGGACUCAGUCACACCCACAUGCAUUUCCCCAACCUUUGAUACCUGCAAAAUGAGGUGUGGCUGCACGGAUGCCAGUGACACAGUGACACCUGUGACACAGUGACACCUGUGAACACUGAAAACAAUGCUCUUUCACAGGAGAGCCAUGUGAACAUCUCGGUCCUGAUGGACCUUUCUUCUGCUGACAGUUGUCAUUUCCCAGACCCUACCAACUCUAUUGAAGCCACAUGCCCAGCAGUUGUGUGGGACUGUACCCCAGUGAGGAUGAAUGGAUGGAUGGAUGGAUAGAUGGAUGUAAGCCUAAGGCAAGGGCUUAAGUUAUGCCAUGAAGAUGCAGUAUUGAGAUGAAGAAAGGUGCCUUCUGUGAUGUUUGCUGAGGAAAGUGACUCAUUCAGUUGCAGGGGCAGGCACAGCACAUCUCCUCAUUUAAGGAGAAUCCUUAAUCCCAUUGCAGUUUUAUUUAUUUAACGAGAGUGACAGAAGAGAUUGCAAGAGGAAAGUCAGCAUGUUCUAAGGUGCCAGUUGGGUAUGGUUUCUUCAAACAAGCCCCUUCACCCUAAAGACUUAGUUGCACUACUAAACCCAGAGAUACAAGAGAACUGGGUGUAAUGAACUGGACAACACACCAAAGGAGACCUCCUUGUGCUGAGCUGCUACUUCACAGAACAGACACUGCCUUAACACAGCAGCUAGGUUUUGUCUUCUGUCUUGGAAAACCUCACCCGUGCAGUCCUUCACACCCAUUUAUCACAUUGUGUUUUAACAAGGUCCCGACUACUUCACCCUGUGCUGUCAUUAACACGCUCACCUCCCUCCUGUCAUGGCCAGGAGCCUGGAAUCAGCCUUGCAGUGCUGGUUAGAAGACACUUCACUUGUGGUACUUGACUCUUGCAGGACACACACGGUGCAAAGGAAACAUCGGCUCCAGGGGAUGAGAUGGAGGAAGCACAUUAAUCCAGCAGGUACUCAGGAUCCCAAAGGAGAUUUAAGGAAUGGGAUCAGCAGCUCUAAACACACCCCUCAGCCCUGCUUUUGAGAUAAUGGUAAAUAAAACAGUAGUGCUGCACAGUCACUGUUCAAAUAUUGCACAGAGAAGAGAUGCCUGCUGAGAUUAAGGCUACAAAGGACUUUCCCACAGGGAACAGGUGACUGUUUGGGCAAAUGUUUGUUACGCCAGCCUGAGGGAAAAGGGAUCAGUCUCCCCUUCCUAAACUCUGCAAGGGAAGCAAUUGUGAACAAGGAACAAAUGCAAAUGAAAGGCAAGUCACUAGCACUUUAUCUUCAUACAAACUUAGAUCAGCAACUUGCCAUGGAGAUGAACAGUAAAUCGAAAAGUUACUGACAACAGAGUCAUUUUGCACAGAGAGCAGGAAGUGAAGCUGCAGGCAGGGCCACAUGCACUUGUCCUACUUAGAAUGGUAAAUUCCAGAUAUGCCUCUCCAUCAGGCAAACUCUCUACUCCCCACUCUGCUAUAAAAAGCAAGAUUGUUUGAACCAAAAAGCCAAGAAAGGAAGUGUCUGGGUGCUGCAGCAAUGAUUCCCUUGGAUUGAGAGGGAAAAAGCACACAGCAGGGACAAGCAGAAAGAAUGUACCUAUAGAUAUGUACAUAUACCACAGUGCUGUAAUUUUUGUAUGUAGCAGUCAUGUAAAUAAAUGUAUGGUUUUUAUAAGAUACAUAUUAUAAAAAUCUAUAAAGGCAUAUUUUUAGUAAAAACAAUGCUCUACUUCUUUUGUAAAUAGUUCUCUUCAGAAUAAAACAGAUCAUUUAUAGAA
Molecule: messenger RNA, 5815 nt
Organism: Catharus ustulatus (Swainson's thrush)
Lineage: Eukaryota; Metazoa; Chordata; Aves; Passeriformes; Turdidae
Gene: BICDL1
Product: BICD family like cargo adaptor 1
Exons: 11
Coding region: 1-1809 (602 amino acids)
Biological process (GO): Golgi to secretory granule transport; vesicle transport along microtubule
Source: RefSeq, a predicted model, not a curated record